AUGGAGACGGUGAAAGCUGAGCAGUUGGUGCCCCCCCCCAGUAAAGAAGCUCCUCCUGCAGCCUCCUCCUCCUCCAACAACCCUAUGGACGAGUACAAGAGGCGGCUGGAGAAGAUCCUCAGCUCCCACGGCUCUGCAUCCGGCCUCCUGGACAAACAGAGUUUGAUGGAGGCAGAGGUGGAAAAGAUGAAGGCGGAGCCGAAAGAGGAACUUCCCGUUGCGAUGGAGAAAGAGGUGUGUCUCAUCAUGAAGAGUCUGAACAAGGGCUCUUCUCCAGCCAAGAAACUGGAAGAGGUGGUCAGGAAAUACGCCGAAGUGGCGGUGCAGCGGCGCGGCGAUGAGAGGAAGGUGUGUGUGUUGCAGCAGCAGAUGUCCAUGCUGCUGGAGGAGAGCCGAGGCAGCGCGGCGGCUCGCAGCGAGCUGGAGGCGCUUUGUAGAGAACUGCAAGGACACUACGACACACUGAGGGAGGAAACCCUGAAACGCUGCAGGGACGACGAGGAGAAACGCUCUGAAAUCACCGGCCACUUCCAGAGCAUGCUGACAGAAAUCCAGUCUCAGAUCGAGACGCACAGCACCCGAAACGACAAGCUGUGCCACGAGAACAGCAACCUGACCGACAAACUGGAGGGCCUGAUGUCCCAGUGCGAGAUGAGGGAGGAGAGUUUGGAGAAAAUCAACAAACACCGCGACCUGCAGCACAAACUGACCGAAGCCAAACUGCAGCAGGCCAACGCUCUGCUGACCGAGGCCGAGGACAAGCACAGGAGAGAGAAGGAAUACUUACUGGUUCAGGCUGCUGAGUGGAAACUUCAGACUCAAACACUCAGGGAACAGGGGAACUUGAUGCAGGUGCAGCUGACCCUGUAUGGCCAGAAGUUUGACGAGUUUCAGGCGACGCUGUCCAAAAGCAAUGAAAUCUACGUCCGCUUCAAGAACGAGAUGGAUAAUAUGUCAGACAAGAUGAAGAAAAUGGACAAAGAGUCAACUCUGUGGAAGACGAGGUUUGAGAACUGCAACAAGGCUCUGAAUGAUAUGAUUUCUGAGAGAACCGAGAAAUGCAGAGAGUACGACAUUUUCGUCCUGAAAAUUAAUAAGUUGGAGAGGUUAUGUGACGCCCUCCAGAGGGAGAGGGGAAUGCUCUAUGAAAAGAUCAAACAAAUCAGCAAGAAUAACUCCAACGUCUCAAUAAAAAUCUUCGGUGACAAAUCUUCUGACCUGAGCCCGUUUGAGCAACAGGAGCUCCAUGAGAUCGGGAUUGAGGACCCGGUCUUGACGGAGGAUAUGUCUCGUCUGAAGGAGGAACAGACAAAGCUGCAGGAGUUCGCCAACUCCCUGUUGAAUGCACCUGCCCAUAAUGAUGAAGAGGACAAUAAGGAGGAAGAAACAGAAGAGGACUUGGUGGCUUCUGCGUUUGACCAUUUCCAAACCAAACCUCAGGUCAAGCAGGAGCAGGUGGUAGAUGUCAAGUCAGAGGAAUCAGUUGUGCCACAGUCAGAUCAAGUUACGGAGCCAGCAACGUCUUCACCAGUGGAGAACACUUCUGAAGUGAUGCCAACAGACACAAAACCAGACGUGGAAAAAGUCCCAACCCAGGUCAUGGACAAAGAGGUGCAACCAGUCAAAGCAGAGGAGGAGAUCCUGAUGAAACCUGCUGAACCAACACCUGAGCCGGAGGAAGUCAAGAUCGAUCCACCAACAGAUCCAAAACCAAAAGCAGUAGUAGAGGCUAAGGUUGAGGCUGAACCAGUGAAAGAGCAGAAGGUCCAGGCUGAACCAGUGACAGAGCAGAAGGUCCAGGCUGAACCAGUGACAGAGCAGAAGGUCCAGGCUGAACCAGAAGAAGCACCAACCACUUCACAAUCAGCUCCACCCUCCAAAGACACACCGAAAACGGCUGCCGCUUCCAAUGCCGAGUCCGCAAAGAAGCAAACCCCCAAGAAAAAGAAGAAGAAGAACGCCAAGAAUGCAAGCUAAAGUUUUAAAGGUUUUGGGUAAAGUGUGUGUGCGUAGCUGAACGGUGCCUUUAGUUUGUCCCAAUUGUCACUUCUGUUGAGAUUCAAUGUUCUCAGAUGAGGACGGUCAAAAAAGACUACAGUCUGAAUGUCUCCUUUGGCCUGGUGGAGAGAGUGAUAAGCCCUACUACAGAAUGACUCCAUCUAAAUUAUUAUUAAAUAUUAUUAUGUUUUUGUCUUUUGCCAAAACAAAACUCCUUGCUUGGUAUCUGUGCCAGUACAAUUGCUGUGUCUCUUUUAAACAAAAAAAAGUGUCUCCAAUAAAGUCAUUUUAU
Molecule: messenger RNA, 2290 nt
Organism: Trematomus bernacchii (emerald rockcod)
Lineage: Eukaryota; Metazoa; Chordata; Actinopteri; Perciformes; Nototheniidae
Product: beta-taxilin-like
Molecular function (GO): syntaxin binding
Source: RefSeq, a predicted model, not a curated record